AUGGCUUCCGAGGAGCUGUACGAGGUAGAAAGCAUUGUUGACAAAAGGAAAAACAAAAAAGGGAAGACAGAAUAUUUGGUUCGGUGGAAAGGCUACGACAGUGAAGAUGACACUUGGGAACCAGAACAGCAUCUUGUGAACUGUGAGGAGUACAUUCAUGAUUUUAACAGACGCCACACUGAAAAGCAGAAAGAAAGCACAUUAACCAGAACAAAUAGGACCUCUCCAAACAAUGCCCGGAAACAGAUUUCCAGGUCCACCAACAGCAAUUUUUCUAAGACCUCUCCUAAGUCACUAGUGAUUGGCAAAGACCCUGAGUCCAAAAACAGUCAAUUAUUUGCUGCCAGCCAGAAGUUCAGGAAAAACACAACUCCAUCUCUCUCAAAUCGAAAGAAUAUGGACCUAGCAAAAUCAGGUAUAAAGAUACUUGUGCCUAAGAGUCCCAUUAAGAGCAGGACCACAGUGGAUGGCUUUCAGAGUGAGAGCCCUGAGAAACUGGACCCCGUUGAGCAGGGUCAGGGGGAUACGGUGACACCGGAAGUGGCAGCUGAAAAGCCAGUCGGAGCUUUAUUGGGCCCUGGUGCAGAGCGAGCUAGAAUGGGGAGCAGGCCCCGAAUACACCCACUGGUGCCUCAGGUGUCUGGCUCCGUGACAGCAGCCAUGGCCACGGGAUUGGCAGUUAAUGGAAAAGGUACAUCUCCGUUUAUGGACGCAUUAACAGCCAAUGGAACAACCAACAUACAGACAUCUGUUACAGGAGUGACCGGGAAAAGGAAAUUUCUUGACGACAGAAGAGACCAGCCUUUUGACAAGCGGUUGCGUUUCAGUGUGAGGCAGACUGAAAGUGCCUACAGAUACAGAGAUAUUGUCGUCAGGAAGCAGGAUGGCUUCACCCACAUCUUGUUAUCAACAAAAUCAUCAGAGAAUAACUCACUAAAUCCAGAGGUAAUGAAAGAAGUCCAGAGCGCACUGAGCACGGCUGCUGCCGACGACAGCAAGCUCGUGCUGCUCAGCGCAGUGGGCAGCGUCUUCUGCUGUGGUCUCGACUUUCUGUAUUUCAUACGGCGCUUAACAGAUGACAGAAAAAGAGAAAGCACUAAAAUGGCUGAAGCUAUCAGAAACUUCGUGAAUACUUUCAUUCAGUUUAAGAAGCCUAUUAUUGUAGCAGUAAAUGGCCCUGCCAUUGGACUAGGAGCGUCCAUAUUGCCUCUUUGUGAUGUGGUUUGGGCCAAUGAAAAGGCUUGGUUUCAAACACCCUAUACUACCUUCGGACAGAGUCCAGAUGGCUGUUCCACCGUUAUGUUUCCCAAGAUUAUGGGAGGAGCAUCUGCUAAUGAAAUGUUGCUCAGUGGCCGUAAGCUGACAGCGCAGGAGGCGUGCGGCAAAGGCCUGGUCUCGCAGGUGUUCUGGCCUGGGACCUUCACUCAAGAGGUCAUGGUUCGCAUUAAGGAGCUUGCCUCGUGUAAUCCAAUUGUGCUGGAGGAAUCCAAAGCCCUCGUUCGCUGCAACAUGAAAGCAGAGCUGGAGCAGGCCAAUGAGAGGGAGUGUGAAGUGCUGAAGAAGAUCUGGGGCUCAGCCCAAGGGAUGGACUCCAUGCUGAAAUACUUGCAGCGGAAGAUCGAUGAGUUUUGA
Messenger RNA from Pipistrellus nathusii (Nathusius's pipistrelle), 1632 nucleotides. Lineage: Eukaryota; Metazoa; Chordata; Mammalia; Chiroptera; Vespertilionidae. The record is from the annotation of a GenBank genome assembly.